Messenger RNA from Ipomoea nil (Japanese morning glory), 1719 nucleotides. Its product is annotated as GTP cyclohydrolase 1-like. Gene Ontology annotation, biological process: tetrahydrobiopterin biosynthetic process; tetrahydrofolate biosynthetic process. Bases 123 to 1124 code for a protein of 333 amino acids. Gene Ontology annotation, cellular component: cytoplasm. The record is from RefSeq and is a predicted model, not a curated record. The transcript is spliced from 2 exons. Lineage: Eukaryota; Viridiplantae; Streptophyta; Magnoliopsida; Solanales; Convolvulaceae. Gene Ontology annotation, molecular function: GTP cyclohydrolase I activity; zinc ion binding; GTP binding.
UUGGUUGGGAGUUUCUUGAUUCGGGUGUUUGAAAGGUUGAAUGACUUGAAUCUUUGGGUUAUACUUUUGCUGGAAUUUUGUUUUUUGGGAUCUGAUUUGUUCCGCACAUUGAAUCACUGUCAAUGGCCGCCUUGGUUGAUGAGCAUUUCAAUGUGGAAGUAGAGAAUGGAGUGAAGUUUGGGGGGUGUGUUGAGCUUGGCGUUGAGGAGGGAGGCGAGAAUUGUGGCAUUGAGGAUUCUGUGAGAGCCCUUUUGCAGUGUUUGGGUGAAGAUAUCAACAGAGAAGGGCUCCGCAAAACUCCUUUCCGGGUGGCCAAGGCUCUCCGAGAAGGGACCAGAGGAUACAAACAAAAGGUAAAUGAUAUCAUUGAUGGAGCCUUAUUCCCAGAAGCCGGGUUGGAAAGUGGGAUUGGUCAGGCUGGUGGUGCAGGCGGGAUUGUUAUUGUUCGUGAUCUUGAUCUCUUCUCGUACUGUGAAUCUUGCCUGCUUCCUUUCCAAGUGAAGUGUCAUGUAGGCUACGUUCCGGCUGGGCAGCGGGUUGUAGGGCUAAGCAAGCUGUCCCGUGUGGCUGAUAUUUUCGCGAAAAGACUUCAGGACCCCCAGCGCCUUGCUGAUGAAGUGUGCGCCGCUUUACAGCAGGGAAUCGAGCCAAGAGGCGUCGCUCUUGUUCUGCAGUGUUGGCAUCUAAACGUUGAGUCGGCCUUUCUUGACACGAAUCGCCAAGGAUGGGUUAAGAGUUUGGUUGCCUCGGGCUCGGGGGUUUUCGAGGAUGAGAAAGCUGAUAUUUGGUCGGACUUUAUAAGUCUACUGAAAUUCAGAGGUAUUGAUAUGGGAAGUCGCACUGACCAAUCUUGGUGCCCGUCUCAGCUUUCCUGCCACGUACCAAAUUCGACUAUGACAAACGCGGUGGUUUCGAUUCUUCGGUCUCUAGGCGAAGACCCGUCGAGAAAAGAGCUCAUUGGGACCCCAUCUCGUUUCGUGAAGUGGUUCAUGAAUUUCAAAAACUCCAAUUCGGAGAUGAAACCGAAUGGAUUCGUUAGAGCUAGGAUAGACCCGUUGGGUUCUAAUGGCGAGGUUGGCCCCGAAGAACUCUCCUCUGAAGUGAACUUGCCAUUCUGGUCCUAAUGCGAGCACCAUUUACUUCCUUUUCAUGGGGUUGUGCACAUAGGGUACUACUCCCCAAAAGGCGGCAAUCCAAUCGGGACAUCCCUAUUGCAAUCUAUAGUACACUUUUACGGUUUCAAGCUUCAGGUUCAGGAAAGGCUCACGAAGCAGAUAGCCGAGACUGUUGCGUCUGUCGUGGGCGAGGAUGUUAUGGUAGUCGUCGAAGCCAACCACACGUGCAUGAUAUCGAGAGGGAUUGAGAAGUUUGGUAGUAAUACCGCUACAAUUGCUGUUUUGGGACGAUUUUCCAGAGACCAUGCUUCGAGGGCGAAAUUGUUGCAGAGCAUUCCAAAUUAUUGUUGUGCAGGGAGAUGAUAAUAAUUGAUUGGGUUAUAGGAAGGAAUACACAGGUUCAGUUUUGGCAGGAAAGAUAAGAUUAGACACAAGAUAUAGUAGCAAGGAUGAGCAGUUGAAUAAAUAUUGGCUUUGUUAUUUUCAUACUAGAAAAAGAUGUCAUAAUGCUAAAAUGGCUCAAAGAACCUUUCUGCAUUUUAGUAUUCCUUUCUGGGAAAUAUUGUUAAGUACUACGACAUACAAUUGAAGUUGUCAUGGAUGG